Molecule: messenger RNA, 741 nt
Organism: Beauveria bassiana ARSEF 2860
Lineage: Eukaryota; Fungi; Ascomycota; Sordariomycetes; Hypocreales; Cordycipitaceae
Product: cell wall serine-threonine-rich galactomannoprotein Mp1
Exons: 1
Coding region: 1-741 (246 amino acids)
Cellular component (GO): extracellular region
Source: RefSeq, a predicted model, not a curated record
AUGAAGUACGCAUCCGUCCUUACCCUCGGCCUCGCAGCAGCGGCCUCUGCGUCCCUUGCCGAGCGCGACGCCGGGCCGUACAAGAAGGUGAUUGCGUCCAUCACCACCGCCGUCAACAACCUCGACUCGGUCGUGCAAGACUACUCGGGCGGCGACAAGCAGCCCGUGAUUGAUGCGUCCGACGCGCUCGUCAAGGCCCUCGACGACGGCAAGACAACCAUUGACGGCCUCGACAACCUCACCGCCGGCGACGCGGGCCCACUGAUGGGCGAUCUGACCUCGCUCAGCGCCAAGAGCCAGACGCUGACCAACGACCUCAAGGACAAGCGCGGCGACGUGGAACAGGCGGGCGAGUGCGACGCUGUGCGCUCGGCGCUCGCCGACAUCAACACCAGCGCGCAGAGCCUGGUCGACGCGGCCGUCAGCAAGAUCCCCAAGGGGCUGCAGUCGAUUGCGUCGGGCUUCGUGUCCCAGUUUACCAACGGGUUCAAGCAGACGCAGGAGUACUUUUCGACCUCCAACUGCCAGAACGGCGGCGGCGGCGGCAACAACGGAACUUCAUCUGCUGGAAGCGGGGGAAGCGGGGGAAGCGGAGGCAGCUCAACGGCCUCCAGCUCCUCGACGGCCUCGUCCACUAGCUCCCAGACGGCGGCAUCUCCCAGCGGUGCCAAUGCCGCUGGCAUGCUAGCCCCAGUAUGGGCUAUGGGAGCAGUUAUGGGCAUUUUCGCUGUGUACUAUUAA